AUGGAGUUCUCUUUCGAUUUCACCAAAUCGCCGCUCUUUGAGUGCAUCUUGGUCGGCCAAUUUCUCUGCAUAUUGACGAUAGCUUCUAUAGUUGGCAUGAUCAAUGCGUUACUCGCUUCCUUGGUACUUCACAUGGGUGGCCAAAUUGAUAUAAUGAGAAAAGCCUUAGUAGAAUUAUCCGGUACCGACAAUCCCUGUGAAUCGCUACUUAUCAUCAGGGAUCUUGUUUUCAAACAUCGGAAGAUCGUUGCUCUAUCGGACAAGAUAGAAAGCGUGUUCACAGUCAUCGCGUUGCUGCAACUCCUGUGGAACACUUUGAUUAUCUGCUGCAGCGGUCUAAUGAUCGUAAUUAGUCUCAGCAGCAACAAAGGCAUGACAGUUUUGGUGAAAUCUACGCUUCUUUAUGUCGCUAAGACAAUAGAAGUAUUCGUGUUCUGUUACGCGGGAGAGUUCUUAAGGGCCAAGAGUAAGUCGAUUAGCGAUGCAGCUUACGAGUCGCUAUGGUACGACAUGUCGCCGUCUAUUAGUCGCGUUUUAUUGCUCAUGAUAGUGCGAUCCCAAAGACGACUGACAUUCACCGCCGGGAAAAUCGUUGAUUUGACUUUGGACGGAUUUAUGAGCGUUAUGAAGGCGUCUGCUUCUUAUAUGUCCGUAAUACAUGCGAUGUAUUAA
Messenger RNA from Dinoponera quadriceps, 672 nucleotides. RefSeq names its product odorant receptor 2a-like. The transcript is spliced from 5 exons. The record is from RefSeq and is a predicted model, not a curated record. Gene Ontology annotation, molecular function: olfactory receptor activity; odorant binding. NCBI's taxonomy places the organism in Eukaryota, Metazoa, Arthropoda, Insecta, Hymenoptera, Formicidae. Gene Ontology annotation, biological process: detection of chemical stimulus involved in sensory perception of smell; sensory perception of smell. Gene Ontology annotation, cellular component: plasma membrane. Bases 1 to 672 code for a protein of 223 amino acids.